UGCUCACCAAAUAUAGCUCAUUCAUGUCUGCAGAGAAAUUUCCGCUCCGUACGUAUUUAAGAAAACAAAAUUCUCUCUCCCUCUCAUGUUUAUGCAUUGUCAUUCAAACAUUUUCAUCGUAAAACAGGUAUAAACUGUGUUUAUCAACAGAUCAUCGACUUAAAGAUAUCAAUUCUGAUUGAAUCAUUGAUUGGUAUUAAAGACUAGGGAAUUUGUUGAAAUGCUAAACCUUAACAGGUCAAGAACUCAGCCAAGGCCUGCGAGAUCUGUUCCCUUGGGAGGCUUGGAUUAUUCAGAUCCAAAGAAGAAGAACAACUAUGUAGGGAAACUUGUGUUGGUGACUAUUCUCACUAUAAUCUGCAUCUUCUUGCUGAAACAAUCCCCAAAGUAUAACAAUCCAAGUCAGUUCUCACGUCAUGAACCUGGGGUUACUCAUGUGCUAGUAACAGGAGGGGCUGGUUACAUUGGAUCACAUGCUUCGUUACGACUUCUGAAGGAUUCAUAUCGUGUGACGAUAGUGGAUAAUCUUUCUCGAGGAAAUUUGGGAGCUAUUAGGGUGUUGCAAGACUUAUUUCCAGAACCUGGAAGAAUCCAAUUUAUUUAUGCAGAUCUGGGGGAUUCAAAAGAUGUAAAUAGAAUAUUUUCUGAAAAUGCAUUUGAUGCUGUAAUACACUUUGCUGCUGUUGCCUAUGUUGGAGAGAGCACCCUUGAUCCUCUAAAGUAUUACCAUAAUAUCACAUCCAACACAUUGGUGGUAUUAGAGGCAAUGGCGGCUCAUGGAGUGAAGACAUUAAUUUAUUCUAGUACCUGUGCAACUUAUGGAGAACCAGAAAAAAUGCCUAUUACUGAGCUCACUCCCCAGCUUCCAAUCAAUCCAUACGGAAAAGCGAAGAAGAUGUCUGAAGAUAUCAUCUUGGAUUUUCACAAGAACUCAGAUAUGGCUAUCAUGAUAUUAAGAUAUUUCAAUGUAAUUGGUUCUGACCCAGAAGGAAGACUUGGAGAAGCCCCUCGUGCAGAGCUGCGUGAACAUGGAAGAAUAUCCGGUGCUUGCUUUGAUGCUGCACGAGGAAUCACUCCUGGGCUUAAAGUGAGGGGAACUGACUAUAAAACUCGAGAUGGGACAUGCGUAAGAGAUUACAUUGACGUCAAUGAUCUUGUUGAUGCUCAUGUCAAAGCACUUGAAAAGGCUGUCACCUCAAAAGUAGGAAUUUACAACGUUGGAACAGGAACAGGUAGGUCUGUGAGAGAAUUUGUGGAGGCUUGUAAGAAGGCAACGGGUGCAAAUAUAAAAGUGGAAUAUCUCGAAAGACGACCGGGUGAUUAUGCCGAGGUGUAUAGUGACCCAACAAAAAUCAGGGAAGAACUCAAUUGGACUGCAACAUUCACUGAUCUUCAACAGAGUUUGCAGAUUGCUUGGAAAUGGCAGAAAUCUCAUGUCAAUGGCUAUGAAAUGCCGUCCCUGGUUUCUUCAUUCUAACUUCUCUCUCAGCUUUUCAAGAAUCAGACUUUGGUUUUGGAAGAGCCAUGAAGAUGAAGAAGAGUAAAAAUAUUGUUCUUAGGGAGGUGGUAGGCAGCCCAUUAUUUAUUAACUAUUUUUUUUAAUCUGUCUAUAGAUUCUUCAAAGACUCAAAUAACAUAGUUAUUAUUAUUGAUAAAAAAAAAUUAUUUUUUAGUAAGAAUUUGUGUUUUAGAAAAAAUUAACACUAAUAUUAUAAUUAUAGUUAUUAUUCAAAGGAGAUAGAAUUAUACUAAAUAUUUUAUUUGUAUUAUUAAUAAUAUAAAAC
Impatiens glandulifera is the source of this 1784-nucleotide messenger RNA. Its product is annotated as UDP-arabinose 4-epimerase 1-like. Gene Ontology annotation, cellular component: cytosol. NCBI's taxonomy places the organism in Eukaryota, Viridiplantae, Streptophyta, Magnoliopsida, Ericales, Balsaminaceae. Bases 221 to 1477 code for a protein of 418 amino acids. Gene Ontology annotation, molecular function: UDP-glucose 4-epimerase activity. The record is from RefSeq and is a predicted model, not a curated record. Gene Ontology annotation, biological process: beta-D-galactose catabolic process via UDP-galactose, Leloir pathway. The transcript has 11 exons.